AUGCAGGCCUCUACAGACACUUACCGCCAGCCAGACAACCGAGGCGCUUCGUCCAGGCGACUGGCCCAUCUCUCUAUCAGCGACGACAACCGCCAUGUCACGGAGGCUAUUGGAUACAUGUACAAUGAUUCCUACGACGGCAGCUCGACCGGGAGUGGGAGUGGCAGCAGCCAUGGAAACGGAAGCGCGAGCCCGCGAGACUCGAAGCGUCUGAGCUAUCUAUCACAGGAGGAAAACCUCUCGACAAACCCCAUAAACCGAACCAUGGGAGCGUCCUCGUCCGCGUCCUCGUCCGCAACACCCGGCUCAGCCUCGACUUCAGGGCCCGGCAUGAGAAAUAAAGAUCGAGUGCCUAUGCCCGCCCGAACCAGUUCGAUGAACGGCGUCAACGGCCACGGGAGUCCGUCACGACAUACGCUUUCACCCAACGAUAGCCCCGGCCAACUCUCCCCCAGCCUGAGCCAUGCUUCUUCAGAGGGGCCCGUUUCUUUCCCUCUGACGGAUAUAGACUGCCAGUCUGAUCCUGCAACCGUCGCCCAGGAGCUCAGCAACCUCGCUGCCCUUCGUCGAAUGUCUAUGGACGUAGGCUCCAUUGACCCGGAUCUACCUUCGUUUGGCGGUCUCGUGUCCUCAAUAGCCCCUUCUCCCUCCGCAGAUGAGGACGACGCAUCCCGUCUUUUCUGGGUUCCCGCACAUCUUCACCCCGGUCUCGCUCCAAAGGAGUUCAAGUCCUUCCUAGACAGCAAGGCAGAUCAGAUAAAGGGCAGGUCCGGAGAACUCUCGCCCACAGAGGGAGCGGCACUGCUGCAACGCCAGGGUUCCGUAAGCAGCUUGAUGCGCAAAAAGUCGCUGCUCUCGCGCCAGGUGGACAGCUCAAGCAUUGGAAGGGAGGAUUCUAGAGCGUCGAAAAAGCCGAAUCUAGCAGCCCUGUCCGAGGAACCGCGAAACCAGUUUGGGAGCUUUGCUGACGAGGAUGUGCCGAUCCUUCCACCUGCGCCACCAGGUUCUAGUUUGCGCCGUUCCAGGAGGACAACCUACAGAAAGGGAAGCUUGAAGGCCGGCGAACGAGUACCUCAUUCAAGGCGCGCUGCAAGACAGUCCGAUAUAAGCCAGUCGGAGGAUACGGGUGAUAAUGCAAGCAUCAAGCGAUCGUCUACACCCACCAACGAGCCUCCUCCUGUACUAGGCCUAACCAGGGUAUCCACAGAUCCAACAGGAUACGAUAGUAAUGCAACAAACUACUCAAGGCCUGCCCGGCCAAAACCAGUAUCACUCACCCCUUCGACUUUUCCCCCUGCUACAGAGACUGAACCUGAGCUCAACCAUACACCCGCCAGAGACAGUGCACCAUCCCAUACGCAGCAAUGGGCACAACAACCCAGCGAUAAACAGCCUCCUAUCUCACAACACCAUCACUCACUCUCACAGCCACAAUUGCAAACACAACCCGUUGAACCACCCCGGACAGGCUCCUUACGCUCAACGAGCAAUAACAAUACCACCACCACACAGCCGCAGCAACAGCAACAACCGCAGCUAUACAUACCGGAGCGGAACUCAUCACACCACCCACCACCCUCGCUGCCACCUCAAGCUCCACUUCCUCCAGAGCCUACGACAACACGGACGUCGAAGAGAGCAGGGCUUAUUAUACCAACAAAGGAAGCCCCUCCCAUCAGCGAGCCGUUGCCCAAGAUUGUUGCCCCAGCAUCCUCCCAUGUUCAGAGUGUUAUCCAAGAACGUCGAAAAUCCGACGAAAAAGAAAAGGAUAAAAAGAGUAAGAGUAAGAAGGACUCAGAGGUGAAGAAGUCAGGUUGGCAUUGGCGCCGAGGCCCGGCAUCUGAGGAGAAAGAGAGAGAAAAGGAAAAGAAGAAGGAGGAGGAAGCAAGACGCAAGACCUCAAAAUCAUACAGCAAGUCGGAUAAACCUCACGACAACGCCCGUCUUGACCUCCUUCAAACUUCCAUCGACGGACAAUCUCCCGCUAAAUCUAAAGAGAGAGAAAGCCUCAUCCUCGACCGCCCUGACAUUGAAGAAGACCUUCGUCCGUCUCGCAAGGAACAACUUCGCAAAUCCUCCUCUCCUCCUCCUAAAAAGGAGAAAGAACCGUCUCUAUUCUCAUCUAUUUUCGGUGGCAGCAAGAAGAAAUCUGGCUCCCAUGAUUCCCAUUCCCGAAAACACUCCCGCUCACGCGUCCGAUCGCCCUCACCAGACAUCAAAUAUUAUAACCUCAAGGCUGACGUUGACUAUAACUGGACCCGCUUUUCAAUCAUGGAGGAACGUGCCAUAUAUCGCAUGGCACAUCUCAAAUUGGCCAAUCCGCGGAGAGCUCUAUAUUCGCAGGUUCUCCUGAGCAACUUUAUGUACUCAUACCUCGCCAAGGUGCAGCAGAUGCACCCUCACAUGGCACUACCGACCUCGCCAGCCAAACACAAGACUAAGAAGAAAGAUACGCAACAGAGUCAAAAUCAAGGUCAACAAAAGAUGGCAGACGAUCAUUCCCAUUAUCAAGAUGGCCAUGACCAAGACUCAUAUGCAGAAAAUGGAGAUUCGCAAAUGUACGAUUAUGACCUGGACGACGGAUAUGAGCAGUCGCAUCAUUCUUCGAGCCAAGGAUAUGAUUACUCAGAUGGACGAGCUGAGGACCACGAUGGUAUGUGGUAG
Messenger RNA from Nannizzia gypsea CBS 118893, 2664 nucleotides. RefSeq lists its product as hypothetical. Gene Ontology annotation, cellular component: cell septum; cytoplasm. Gene Ontology annotation, biological process: positive regulation of G2/M transition of mitotic cell cycle; establishment of cell polarity. The transcript is spliced from 3 exons. The coding region runs from base 1 to 2664 and encodes 887 amino acids. NCBI's taxonomy places the organism in Eukaryota, Fungi, Ascomycota, Eurotiomycetes, Onygenales, Arthrodermataceae. The record is from RefSeq and is a predicted model, not a curated record.